CUCCAUGUGAAGGGAUGGACACCGCAUUAUAUACAAGUAGUAUAUUCCUUUUUGAAAUUAGCCUUUUAGAAUGAAAUGCUUACAUAUAGUCCUCAAUCUUGCCCCUGCAUAAGCCUCGCUCACCAUUCAUCAAUGGAAGAUGAAAGCAAAGAAUUGCAGCUACUUUCCAGCGCUCAAUAUUCUGCAGCUUCAUCAUCUCAGGCUUUGUUUUGGCCAUCGGAUUCUUCAACAAAAUUCAGAUCAAUGGAUGAUCAUUUUGAGGAUCCAUCACUUGACCUUCAAUUGUCAAUAAGUGUUAGUCCACUCAAGCCAGCUGCAGAUCGUGUUCGAAGAAGAAAAGUUAAAGAUUACAAAGAUGAAACGUUGGAGUCGAACCGUGUUGAGGCCCUGAGAUGGCAGGCAGCUGAGCACGCUCGAUUAGCAGCAAUGGAGAGCGCUUAUGCAGAGCGCGUGAAGGAGCUUACAAGGAAAGAGAUGGAAAUUGCCCAGUCUGAGUUUGCACGUGCCAGAUACAUGUGUGAGAGAGCUCGAGAAGAAGUCGAGAAGGCUGAGAAAAUGAAGGCUAUGGCCUGUAAACAGAUUGAUUCUACCUGCAGGGAAAUCACUUGCCAGUGUUGUAGACGAAAAUUUAGUUAAAAACUGCUAACCAGAUUUUGAGUCUAUGUUGGAGGAUUAAAAAACCACUGGUUGUCACUCACUUUUAGCUGAAAUUUCAUGUUCAUCACUCAACUUCAUUUUCUUCCAAGUUUAUCGUUGGUUGCUAAACAUUUGUUACAAUUUAAUAAAUCCGUCCAUGUCCUUUAGUCUGGAAAAUGGAAAAGCUGACAAACAUUUUAGUAGCAAAUAACUAUAGACUCCCAUAAUUUACUUCCUAUGAUAAGAGUAAAUGCACGAUGGAUUUGGAUUGGCAUUGCAAAAUGCAGUCUUUGACACUUCAAUCUCUACUAGAAGUUCCUUUACUGAAUCUUUUAAUUCUUGGGUUCCUCAUAAUUUCAUUUUUCGACUGAACUAUGUUAGUACUACAGAACUAUUAUUAGCCCUCAUACAUAGUCUUACAACUUUGCCAAUUUGAUAGAAUUGUGAAAGACUCGUUCACUCUGAGAGGGGGAAAAAAUAAUCUUUCUAUUGCUAUGGAAAGAAUAUUGGGCAUC
Olea europaea var. sylvestris is the source of this 1151-nucleotide messenger RNA. RefSeq lists its product as uncharacterized. The record is from RefSeq and is a predicted model, not a curated record. The coding region runs from base 76 to 636 and encodes 186 amino acids. NCBI's taxonomy places the organism in Eukaryota, Viridiplantae, Streptophyta, Magnoliopsida, Lamiales, Oleaceae. The transcript has a single exon. Gene Ontology annotation, cellular component: nucleus. Gene Ontology annotation, biological process: gravitropism.